Molecule: messenger RNA, 462 nt
Organism: Rangifer tarandus platyrhynchus (Svalbard reindeer)
Lineage: Eukaryota; Metazoa; Chordata; Mammalia; Artiodactyla; Cervidae
Source: the annotation of a GenBank genome assembly
AUGACAGUUUACUUUUUUUGCAGGAAGGAUGCCAAUGCCGCGCUGCUCAGUAACUAUGAGGUGUUCCAGUUACUAACUGAUUUGAAAGAGCAGCGUAAAGAAAGUGGAAAGAAUAAACAUAGUUCUGGGCAACAGAACUUGAAUACUAUCACAUAUGAAACAUUAAAAUACAUAUCAAAAACACCAUGCAGGCACCAGAGUCCUGAGAUUGUGAGAGAAUUUCUGACAGCAAUGAAAAACCACAAGUUGACCAAAGCUGAAAAACUUCAGCUGCUGAAUCACAGGCCUGUGACUGCUGUUGAGAUCCAGCUGAUGGUGGAGGAGAGUGAGGAACGGCUGACAGAGGAGCAGAUCGAAGCUCUGCUCCACACCGUCACAAGCAUCCUCCCCGCGGGGCCAGAGGCCGAGCAGCAGCAGAAUACCAGUGACGACGUGGCGAUGGAUGAGGAGGACCCCGCGUAG